This is a messenger RNA of Tetranychus urticae (two-spotted spider mite), 1047 nucleotides long. Lineage: Eukaryota; Metazoa; Arthropoda; Arachnida; Trombidiformes; Tetranychidae. The record is from RefSeq and is a predicted model, not a curated record.
AUGAAUCGUGAAAAGUAUCGUGAAACAAUCAGAGCUUUAUAUGCAUCAGGCCAUUCUAUUGAGCAAAUUCAUGAAAUAUUGCUCAAAGCUCAUGGAAAUAAUUGCCCUAGCAUUUCAACAAUACAAAGAUGGUUCAGAGAGUUCAAGUGGGGCCAUCAAUCGAUCGCAGAUAAACCCAGAUCAGGAAGACCUAAAGAAGUGCGAACUGACGAAACAAUUCGAAAUGUUCAAAAAUUUGUUAAAGAUAAUGGACGGAUUUCUACCCGAGAAAUUAGUGCAAGGUUCGAGCUGUCUCAUGAAACCGCAAGAACUAUUCUGAGAAAUGAUUUAGACCUGCAAAAAAUGAAUGCAAGAUGGGUCCCAAAGACUUUAUCAUUGACUGAAAAACGUCGACGAGUAGCAAUCGCUCGUUCAACUUUGGCAGAAUUUGGAGACGAAUGGGAGAAUUUUUUGUCUCGAAUCGUUACUGGUGAUGAAACAUGGGUUUCAUAUGAAACACCUGAAAGCAGAUUGGACUGUGCAGAAUGGUUACCUCGAGGUUCAAAACCGCCUGAAAUUCCUAAGAUAAGAAAUGAGCGUCGUAAGAUCAUGGCAACGAUUUUUUGGGACUGUGAAGGUAUUCUUCUGAUAAAAGUUAUGCCAAAAGGAACCACAAUCAACUCUGAUAGUUACUGUCAAAUUUUAGACGAACUUAGAGAAAAUAUAAAAGAGAAGAGAAGAGGAAAACUGAGGUCAAAAGUCAUUUUAUUGCAUGAUAAUGCACGUCCACACACCUCACAAGCAACUCGAACCAAAAUCUCCGAACUUGGGUUCCAACCACUAGAUCAUCCCCCUUAUUCCCCCGAUCUAGCACCCUCAGACUACUUUUUGUUCAAAAAUUUGAAAUACUCGCUCAAAGGAAAAAGAUUUGACUCAGAAACGGAGGUCACUAACGCUCUAAACGCUUUUUUCCGCUCAAAAUCACCAGAAUGGUACAGAAGCGGUAUUAGCUCUCUGAAGUCAAGAUUAGAGCGUUGUAUUAAAGCUAGAGGUGCUUACUUCGAUUGA